This is a messenger RNA of Striga asiatica, 354 nucleotides long. The record is from the annotation of a GenBank genome assembly. Lineage: Eukaryota; Viridiplantae; Streptophyta; Magnoliopsida; Lamiales; Orobanchaceae.
AUGGGAGAAGAGCUUCAGGGACUUGGAUUUCAUGAUUUGGCGAGGCUGGAGAAAUUGGUCGAGAUUGGAUUAAGCCGUGUUGGGAAAACGAAGAAUGACAAGCUUUUGAUUGAGAUCAACAAGCUGAAGACAAAGGCAAGUUCUAAAAACCCAUUUACCUUUUCUAUAUGUGGUGAUUUGGACUCAGCUCGUGAUUUCGAAUGCACGCUAAAAACUAGCAACGAUCAAAGAAGCUCGGCCGAGUCCAUUGCCAAUUCUCAUGGAUUGUUGAAUAACAGCAAGAGUCUCUCAGAUACCUCUCUCAAGUGGGUAUGUUUCAAUAGACUUACUUCAGAUUAUAUGUCAUGCAUAUGA